AUGGACAACCUUACACUUCUGUUAAUUUCCUUGGUAUUGUUGGCAAGCAUUCAUGUCCUAAUCUCCAUCUUUGGAAGAAAAAGCACCAAAUCUCACAAACAAGCCCCCGGGCCUCGCCCUUUUCCAAUAAUUGGAAACAUUUUGGAACUUGGCAACAAACCUCACGAAGCACUUGCUAAGCUUUCUCAAACCUAUGGACCUAUAAUGAGUCUCAAGUUAGGGAACAUAACCACCAUAGUUAUUUCCUCUCCCCAAAUAGCCAAAGAAGUAUUGCAUAAACAUGAUCAAAUCUUCGCUAAUAGGACAGUCCCAGAUACUCUCCAAGCACAUGAUCACCACAUACUCUCGGUGGUAUGGAUGCCUCCUUCAUCUCAGUGGAGGACCCUUAGAAGAGUUUGUGCUACCAAAGUUUUUUCUUCCGAGAAACUUGAUUCUACACAAUUUCUUCGUCAAAGGAAGGUGCAAGAUUUAAUGGAUCAUGUCAAGGAAAGCUGCAAAAAAGGUGAGGCUUUGGAUAUUGGUGAAGCUUCCUUUGUAACCGUGCUAAAUUCCAUAUCAAACACUUUCUUCUCUAUGGAUUUGGCUCAUUUCACUUCUGAUAAGUCUCAAGAGUUCAAGGAUAUCAUUUGGGGUAUCAUGGAAGAAGCUGGAAGGCCUAACGUUGUGGACUUUUUCCCAAUCUUUCGGCUGCUUGAUCCACAAGGUGCAAGUACAAGAAUGAAGAAUUAUUUUGGAGAGUUAAUUGCGUUUUUUGAUGGUCUUAUAGAAGAAAGAUUGCGCUUAAGAGCUUCAGAAAAUGAAUCCAAGGCGUGCAAUGAUGUGUUAGAUUCUCUGUUGGAAGUCAUGCAAGAAGAGAAUUCGCAAGUGAGCCGCCCUCAUGUAUUGCAUUUAUUCCUGGAUUUAUUUGUCGCUGGAAUAGACACAACAUCAAGCACAAUAGAAUGGGCGAUGACAGAGUUGUUACGUAACCCAGAAAAACUAGAUAAAGUUACAAAAGAGCUUCAACAGGUACUUGUCAAAGGUGAACAGCUUGAAGAAUCAAAUAUCUCAAAGCUUCCUUUCCUACGAGCAGUGGUGAAGGAAACUCUCCGCUUGCAUCCACCCAUCCCAUUUUUAGUGCCACACAAAUCAGAAGUUGAUGUUGAACUAUGUGGAUACAUGGUGCCUAAAAGUGCACAAAUUCUGGUUAAUGUGUGGGCCAUGGGAAGAGAUUCAAGUAUUUGGACAAACCCAAAUGAAUUUAUGCCUGAAAGAUUCUUAAAGAGUGAGAUUGAUUUUAAAGGUCAAUAUUUAGAGUUGAUUCCAUUUGGAGCAGGGAGAAGGAUAUGUCCGGGAUUGCCAUUGGCUUCUAGGACUGUGCACAUUGUGUUGGCCUCUCUUCUAUAUAGCUAUGGUUGGAAGCUCGCGGAUGGUGUAAAGGCAGAGGAAAUGGAUAUGUCUGAGAAAUAUGGGAUUACCUUGCAUAAGACUAAACCUCUCCAAGUCAUUCCCAUCCAAACAUAA
Gastrolobium bilobum is the source of this 1503-nucleotide messenger RNA. RefSeq names its product geraniol 8-hydroxylase-like. The record is from RefSeq and is a predicted model, not a curated record. NCBI's taxonomy places the organism in Eukaryota, Viridiplantae, Streptophyta, Magnoliopsida, Fabales, Fabaceae. Bases 1 to 1503 code for a protein of 500 amino acids. Gene Ontology annotation, molecular function: oxidoreductase activity, acting on paired donors, with incorporation or reduction of molecular oxygen; monooxygenase activity; heme binding. The transcript has 2 exons.